This is a messenger RNA of Colletotrichum navitas, 921 nucleotides long. RefSeq lists its product as uncharacterized. The transcript is spliced from 3 exons. The record is from RefSeq and is a predicted model, not a curated record. The coding region runs from base 1 to 603 and encodes 200 amino acids. NCBI's taxonomy places the organism in Eukaryota, Fungi, Ascomycota, Sordariomycetes, Glomerellales, Glomerellaceae.
AUGCCGUCCUUCAUGGUUCUGCUGGGGAUCAUUCUUAUUCUUUUUCUUUUUCUUGGGAAACAGGCACACGAUGAGCUUUGCAACAAUUCGAAGAUCCAUGUCGAAGCGGAUAUUGCCAGUCUCGGCAUUCGAAUCGCAUCACGGGCACAAAUUUGUAUCUUGCUCUUCAUCGCUUUACUCGGCACUUUCCAUGCUCUCGUUACAAUGGCCAAGGAGGAAACCCUGGCAGCUCGCUGGCAAGUGGUAGUUACUGUGGUGUGCCAAACAUUCGGCCUCCUUCUCCUAGGCAUUGUUGUCAACGAUUUUGGCAACGACAUGACCGAAAUAUGUUUGUCAGCUGCUUGGUGGGGUGAUGUGGGCGCCUGCACUGAAUCGCCAGCCUCUAAUACCAUCGUUCGCCGCGACAUGAAGGCUUUCUGGAUAUACUACGCUUUCAGAUGGCUUUCACUCUUCCAAAGCAGCUUCCACUCGCUUAUGAGCAUGAGUGCUUUCCACAAAGCCGAAAAUAACAAUGAGUUGCACCUGGAUAAUCUUACAUUUCCUCAACUGCUCUUGGAAAGUGUCGAUGGCUGCGGCCGAGAACUUAUCAUGGGACCUGUGUAGGCAUACCAGUGGUGAUACAGGUAUAUCUUUCGGCCGAGCUGUUGCCAUUGUUGAUUCAGCGGCGAAUCUCCUGCGAGGUAUCUGGUUACUGUACAAUAUAUUAAAGCACCGACAAAACUUCCACGGACCCUUUGAGGCGGAGGAGGGUUUAAUAUGACGCUGGUGGGUUAUGUGCACAUAGACCUUUCCCAGACAGUAUAAGGAUAACUUGGAGGUUACAAAUAGACUUGUUUUCUACCUAUAAGGCCUAUCUUGUGUUAGGCACUUUAUAAAUACGAAAUCAUCUCUGGUUGAGGUGCUCUAUGCCUUGGUCCUUGG